CUCUGACCAACACCUUCAGUCGCUUAUAUCCCUAUUUUGGUCUGAUCCUUUGUGGACUUGGGCCUCUUCACUCUCGCUUGACCUGUGAUAGCUAUACCUAAUAGUUCAUAUCACCAAGUCGUGCUCUCGUUUCUUUGCUCGGCUUGACCUCGUUCGCUUUUUUUUUGGACCGACGACACUACCCUCGGAUCUACCGUUAUAUAUAUAUACAUAUAAAGACACAAGGAGGAAUAAUCAUAAUUCACUGGGCCACAGACACGCAAAAUGCCUUCUUCGUCCACCCUCCUUACUCUGGCCACGGCCGUUUCGGCGGUCAACGCUGCCUACCAGGGCUUCAACUACGGCUCGACUUUUACCAGCGGUCAAGCCAAGGCUCAGACCGACUUCGAGGCCGAGUUCAAGACGGCUGCCGGCCUGGAUGGCACCAAUGGCGCCUUCACCAGUGCCCGUCUCUAUACCAUGAUCCAGAGCGGCACCCCCAACUCACCCAUCAGUGCCAUUCCCGCCGCCAUCAGCACCAAGACCAGUCUGCUGUUCGGUCUCUGGGCUUCUGCUGGUGACGCCGCCUUCGCCAACGAGAUUGCUGCUCUGAAGAGCACCAUUAGCCAGUACUGUGGCCAGCUGGACGGCCUGGUUGCUGGUAUCUCCGUUGGCAGCGAGGAUCUGUACCGAAUCACUCCCACCGGUGUUGCUUCCGAUGCUGGCCCCGGAGCCCAGCCUGGAACUCUGGUCAACUACAUCAACGAGGUCCGUGAUACCAUCAAGGGCUCUUGCUUGGCCAAGGUGCCCGUUGGCCACGUCGACACCUGGAACGCCUGGGUGUUGGACUCCAACAAGCCCGUGAUUGACGCCUCCGACUGGCUCGGCAUGGACACCUACCCCUACUACGAGAACACAAACUCCAACGCCAUCGCCAACGCAAAGUCUCUGUACGAAUCUGCCCUCGAGAAGAUCCAAAACGCCGGCCCUGGCAAGGACGUCUGGGUCACCGAGACCGGUUGGCCCGUCAACGGUAAGAGCUCUGGCGACGCCGUGGCCUCCGUGAAUAACGCUCAGGAGUACUGGCAGCAGGUUGGCUGCCCCAACUUUGGCAAGACCAAUGUCUGGUGGUACACUCUUCAGGAUGCUGAGCCUAGCGCGCCCAACCCCAGCUUUGGUCUUAUUGGCAGCUCCUUGACCGAGAAGCCCCUGUUUGAUCUUUCUUGCGCCAAUGUCGACACCAACCCCACGAACCCGACCUCUUCUUCUGCUUCCAGCAAGCCUGCUAGUUCCUCUGCUGCUGCUGCUGCCUCUUCCUCUGCGGGCUCUUCCUCAUCUUCCUCGUCAUCUUCUUCUUCCGGCUCUGGUUCAAGCUCUGGCUCUAGCUCUAGCUCUGGCUCUGAUUCUACUAGUACCUCAGAGUCCCAGACUACUGGUUCUUCAGACUCUCAGACCACCGCCUCGGAGCCUCAGACUACUGGUUCCUCUGGCUCUUCUGGCUCUUCUGGCUCUUCUGGCUCUUCUGGCUCCUCCGGCUCUCAGACUACUGGUUCGGAGCCUCAAACUACCGGUUCUUCGGGCUCCUCAACUCCUGGCGGCGCUGGUGCCGGUGGUGCUCCUCCCGCCUCUUCUACCUUUGCCUCUGUGCCUUUCCCCACGGCUAACAGCACCGUCUCCUCUGGUGGCUCUCCUACCGGCUCUGGAUCCGGUAGCAGCCCCUCUGCUCCCUCGUCUACUGCCCCUGGAAGCAGUGGUAACAAGCUGGGCUCUUUCGGAGCUGCCGCUGCUGCUGUUGCCAUGGCUGCUAUUGCUCUGUAAAAACCCAACAAUGGUCUCCCUACAGACUCUCUUCAUGAAACAGAGAGCGAGAUUACCAGGAGAAUGGACACGGGGGGUACAUGUAUUGUGGUUGAAGAUGGCAUGUUAAUGAAUUGUAUGGCUUCUAUGCAUACCUACCAGAUGUAACAAGGUAAAAAUAGGUUGUUUGGUUCGUUUAUGCCCUGACGUCUGGCUUGUGAAUUAUUUAAUGAUUUCCUGCAGACUGAUUAAUGAAGGGUUAUGACAGGCUUUGGGUCAAGGGGUUUUUUAUGGAUUACAUGGAUGAAUGAACACGCUCCUUUAUAGAAUAUAUUAUCAAGAUUUAAAAAUAUAAAGCAGUUACAUUUAAA
This is a messenger RNA of Trichoderma atroviride IMI 206040, 2147 nucleotides long. RefSeq lists its product as uncharacterized. Gene Ontology annotation, molecular function: glucan endo-1,3-beta-D-glucosidase activity. Lineage: Eukaryota; Fungi; Ascomycota; Sordariomycetes; Hypocreales; Hypocreaceae. Gene Ontology annotation, biological process: cell wall organization; carbohydrate metabolic process. The record is from RefSeq and is a predicted model, not a curated record. Gene Ontology annotation, cellular component: fungal-type cell wall; cell surface; extracellular region.